AAACACGCUCAGCAUCAGUCGAAAAAAGGGUUGGCAUCCGCACGAGCCGAGUGCCCUCACAGACUGCCUGUCACACCCCUGCUUCUGUCCCAAGGAAGCCCCUGGAAAGGAGUUGUCCUGGUACCUGGGAGGGAGGAGGAAGAGGAGGAGAGGCGGGACUCGGGAAGAAGGUGAGCUGUUUCACGUGACUGAACACAAAAGGGGCGGGGUUAGGCGCCCUGGAGGCUGCCUAGUCGCCUAGCAACAGCUCAGCUAGGAAACAUGGAGCCUGUGGGUGACCGGGAGCUUCAGGCCAAGCUAUAUUUAGAAAAACAUCGGAUCAUGGAGUUGCUAAGUCAACUUACUAGCUACCUCCUCUUUGCCCGACCAAAAAAACCGAGAGAGUUUUUAAUCUCUCUUUUGGAACGUCUGAGAGUUGCCAAGAUAACACAUGUGGCAUUUCCCUACUUUAUGGACCGCUCUAACAUUGUGUCCAUGUUUGAGAUGAUGGAUACCGCCGGCAGAGGCUGCAUAACAUUUGUGCAGUAUAAAGAAGCCCUAAAAAACUUGGGUCUGUGUAAUGCAGAUGAAGUUUUGAAUGAUGAUGGACAUGUAAUCACUCUGGAUAAAUUCAGGGAUGAAGUGAACAACAGGAUGGAAAAAAUGUGGUCAAUGUUUUAAUGGCAUCGUAACUCAGGAUAAUAAAUGGUCUCACCAAG
This is a messenger RNA of Mastomys coucha (southern multimammate mouse), 698 nucleotides long. It is a transcript of the gene Efcab10, whose product is annotated as EF-hand calcium binding domain 10. Gene Ontology annotation, molecular function: calcium ion binding. The coding region runs from base 262 to 660 and encodes 132 amino acids. The record is from RefSeq and is a predicted model, not a curated record. The transcript has 4 exons. NCBI's taxonomy places the organism in Eukaryota, Metazoa, Chordata, Mammalia, Rodentia, Muridae.